CGUUUCUCUGUAAUCAACCUCGGUGCACACAACAAGAACAAUCAUGAUUCUGCACGCGACUUCUUCGUCGACGCCGCAAAUGGUGUGAGAACAUUGAAAGAGAGCGAUAGCGUGACUGCGCAGUCGGAAUAACAAUGGCGACCUUUCUUCAGCAGCGAAGGUAGUGUUCUCGUUGGUGUACAUACAUGGUGAAGCUGCUGGUCGCAGCACUGGCGAUUUAUUAAGUACCCAUCAUGUCAACCACGACCACAUCAACAAAGCCAGGCCACGUCAGGACGCGAUUUCUCGUCAUCUCGGAUACUCACUCUAUUGCCCCUGCUGACAAUAUCGGAAACAAUGAUGCGUCCUUCCGCCCACCACUGCCCAAGGCAGAUGUGCUCCUACAUUGCGGCGACCUGACCAUGAUCGGUCUUUUGGAAGAGUAUGAAAAGACUCUUGAUAUGCUGGAGAGUAUCAACGCGGAUCUGAAACUCGUGAUAGCUGGUAACCAUGACAUCACUCUGGAUGAAGAAUAUUAUGCCAGAAAGGGCGAGAACAUGCACAGGGGCAGACACGACAAAGACCUACCUGCGAAGGCGAGAGAUAUGUGGACGGGCGAGAGAGCUAAGAGAGCUGGUGUGACCUACCUAGAAGAAGGAACGCAUACUUUCCAGUUACCGAACGGUGCCAAUCUCAGGGUCUACGCAUCCCCUUACCAACCAGAGUUCUGCGACUUUGCCUUUCCAUACUCCCGCAAUGAAGACCGCUACAACCCCUCCCAUCAGUGUACACCGAACGCCAAACCCAUCGCCGAGAACCCUGUCCCAGACUUCCCCAGCAUCGAUGUUAUGAUGACCCACGGACCGCCUAUGGGCGUCAUGGACGCGACAACAACGGGAGAGCACGUCGGCUGCGAACACCUCCUACGAGCAGCUCGACGCUGUAAACCCAGACUCUACUGCUUUGGACAUAUACAUGAGGGCUGGGGUGCGCAGAAAGUACGUUGGAACAACAACGAUCAGCUGGAUGUUAAGAUUGAAGAGCAUAUCGAAUUCGCCGAUGCUGUACCUCUUGACUGGGAGGCAAUCAUGGAUGAGAGGGCUGCGAGUAUUGACGUUGGUCAAGGUAGCGACGACGCGGUUGAGUUUGGACGGGACACGCUGAUGGUCAACGCCAGUAUCAUGAGCGUAACAUACAAGCCAUUUAACGCGCCAUGGCUUGUGGACCUGGAUCUUGAGCAGGCGUAAUCAGCUUCUCCGUGCGAGAUGUGAGUGUAUGGAUCUAGGAUUUUUUACUCGUCAGAGACAACAAGUAGGCAUUGAUGAGAUGACC
Molecule: messenger RNA, 1311 nt
Organism: Alternaria alternata
Lineage: Eukaryota; Fungi; Ascomycota; Dothideomycetes; Pleosporales; Pleosporaceae
Product: ser/Thr protein phosphatase family protein
Exons: 4
Coding region: 234-1226 (330 amino acids)
Molecular function (GO): hydrolase activity
Source: RefSeq, a predicted model, not a curated record